AUGUCGAUAGGUAUUGUGAGUCCUAAAGGUUAAUUGCAGUAACGAUAAUCAAGUAGGUUUAACUUCUAAAUGAAAUAGGAAGUCUGAGGGCUUGACCUGCAGGCUUAGGCAAAGGCUUGGCCGGCACCUGGCCGACUUUCCUCUUGUAUGAUCCGAAAACAGGGGUCUGUGUCGAGAUUGGUUGUUCCGAUGAUCGGAAGCUGACAGCCGGCUCAGUGCCAGAAACGGCGGACGCAGUCUCCUUCGACGUCGGCGUCUCUCCCGCCGACGGCACUCUCGUCGCCGCCUCGAUCUUUGCGUUCCGUCUAGACACGACCGCCCUCUUCCCUUCCAAGAGACAGCACUUGGUCCGAACUUUUCCCUUUUUCCAUCUUACUUUUUUCUCUCCGUCUACUUCUUCUCGCGCGUCUCCUCGUGUAUCUUAUCGGCCGCCGUCUCGCACCAAACGUUCUCGAAUUUUCAAACUGACUUUCAACAAUUAACUUAAUGACUUAUUCAAAUAAUUAGUACUCACUGCGCUCUUUCCUGCAGCGAAACGCUCGAAAAAAGAGUUCUCAUAAUACUGCAGUGUUCAGAGUACGGCCUAUAAGUUUUUCUUUUUUUUUAAACUUUAUUUUAACCUAUCCAUAAUGUCGAUUCUAAACCUUUUCAAGAGUUAACAAAAAGUAAACUUCUUGUGCUUGUUGAAAGAUUUUUCACUCAGGAAAAUCUAGUCCAGAAUCCUUGCUAG
Molecule: messenger RNA, 730 nt
Organism: Caenorhabditis auriculariae
Lineage: Eukaryota; Metazoa; Nematoda; Chromadorea; Rhabditida; Rhabditidae
Source: the annotation of a GenBank genome assembly